Molecule: messenger RNA, 2651 nt
Organism: Cyclopterus lumpus (lumpfish)
Lineage: Eukaryota; Metazoa; Chordata; Actinopteri; Perciformes; Cyclopteridae
Gene: sfxn2
Product: sideroflexin 2
Exons: 12
Coding region: 363-1325 (320 amino acids)
Biological process (GO): monoatomic ion transport; serine import into mitochondrion
Cellular component (GO): mitochondrial inner membrane
Molecular function (GO): monoatomic ion transmembrane transporter activity
Source: RefSeq, a predicted model, not a curated record
UUUCGGCUCACGGUUGCAGCUCGCGAGCCGACGCUUCGGCUCGUGUAUUUGUGUCGCUCGCUGCCUGCAGAAGUCAGCUGGUAACUCGAGUAGUGAGUUGCAUCACUCUGAGCUCACGUUUGAACUCUUUCUACAGCAGUUUGGUCGCUCGACUUAAACACAAAGACUUAAUAUUGAGUUUAUGUCUGUUGUGUCAGUGUGAUUCAACACGUUUGAUUUACGCGCACGCUCCGGGUCGGUGUGUGAACUGAGGAGGUUUUCGACCGCAGCAGCUGAGUGACCUCCUGCAGAGUAAACCGAGGCGGCCAUAGACGUGAACUCUUUUUAAUGCAUUAAGUUGUGACUGCUUUGUAGCAACCACGAUGGCUUUGAGCUCGUUCGACAUCGACGCGCCGCAAUGGGACCAGUCGACGUUUAUGGGCCGGCUGAAACACUUCUUCAACAUCACAGACUGGCGAACGGCGGCCUUACCUGACUCUCGCUUGGAUGAGGCCAAAGUUUUAGUCGAACACUGCAGGUCGGGAUUCGUCCCUCCCGGCACCACAGAGGAGCAGCUCCACUACGCUAAGAAGCUGUACGACUCGGCCUUCCACCCCGACACCGGGGACCGCAUGAACCUCAUCGGCCGCAUGUCCUUCCAGGUGCCUGGAGGCAUGGCCAUCACCGGCUUCAUGCUGCAGUUCUACAGGACAGUUCCCGCCGUGGUGUUCUGGCAGUGGGUGAAUCAGUCCUUCAACGCUCUGGUCAACUACACCAACCGUAACGCUGCCUCCCCCAUCACUCCCAAGCAGAUCGGAGUAGCGUAUUUCACAGCGACUAGCACUGCGUUAGCAACAGCGGUGGGACUCAACCUCUACACAAAGAAAGCUCCUCCUCUCGUGGCUCGCUGGGUCCCCUUCGUUGCGGUGGCAUCUGCCAACUGUGUUAACAUUCCUAUGAUGAGACAACAGGAAAUUCUGAAUGGCAUUUCAGUCACAGAUGAAAACGGCAACAAUCUGGGCCACUCUACGAGAGCUGCAGUAAAAGGCAUCACUCAGGUGGUCGUCUCUCGGAUCACCAUGGCUGCUCCAGGAAUGAUCAUCCUCCCCAUCAUCAUGCAGAGAAUGGAAAAAUACAAGUUCAUGCAGAGAAUCACGUUUCUCCACGGACCAAUUCAAGUGAUGAUGGUGGGAGCGUUUUUGGUCUUCAUGGUGCCAGCUGCCUGCUCCCUGUUCCCUCAGAGAUGCUCAAUGGCCGUGUCCAAACUGGAGCCCGAGCUGAGAGCCUCCAUUGUUUCUCAAUAUGGAGACGCCGUGCAACGCGUCUACUUCAACAAAGGCCUCUGAGGCCGUGAGGGCGGACGAUCUGCUCGUCACGCAAGAUCGAAGAUCAAGAUACACACGUCUGUCUCAUAAGUCUUCAUUUUCUAAUUAUGAUUAGAUCAAUCAUGUCACUUAAAAGAAGAAAAUCAAUUCCUUUGGUUCAAACUAUGUCUGUUUGCUUCCAUUAAACAGAUACAAGGGGCACUGUGUUCUCCUGUCGAGAAACCAAAUGAUCUCCUCUCAGGAACAGCACAUUACUUUGUCAGAUUACAACUCUUGUUAGUUUGUCCUUCAUGAUUUAGUUGUUUUCAUUGGCUUCUUUUUCUUUCUUUUUUAAUGUCGUUCUCCUUUCUGUCUGCCAAGCUUUCUUACAAUCUGUGCCUUUGUCAAAGCAACAACGACACUGCUGGAUUUAUUUUUCUUUAAACCAGAUUUUCUUUGAAACCAGAAGAAUACCUCUAUGCACGGGUCAACACUCGGUCAUUCUGUGUGGUGUUAAAGCUCUGUGUGAUUUUUAAAAGUGGAGGAUACUGCCCUCUUCUGCCAGAAUGAGAGUAGACGUACGACUUGUUUGCAUGAUUUAUCUGAAAGGUUUACCAGUCGGAUUGUGUUGUGUGUUUAAUUAAACUCAGACUUGUGUCUCAAUCAUCAGUAUAAGCUGGAAUAAAACCACAAAUAUUAUAAAUGUAGAACCCUGGAGUCUUUUUAAAAAAAAAAUUUUUAGAACUAUGUGAUAAAAUGUACUUUAAAAAAGAAAAGAAAAGGGGGUUGAGGCAACAUUCACAUCAUUUGGAUGAAAAGGUUGUUAGGUUUGAAAUGAGACAGUGGAGGAAGAAAUACUCCUUUACUGAAGUAAAAGUACCAAUAUCACCAUGUAAAAUUACUGCAUUUCAAGUAGAAGUUAUGCAUUUACAAUCAAGUAUGUAAGUAUUUUCAGUUAAAUAUUCUUUAAUGUUCUAAUUCUGCAGAAAACGGCUGUAUAGACGGAUGUAUUGGAUGCAUCAAUGUGUAGACGCCAUUUUACGGUUGUAGCUGGGCAAUGUGAUGUAGUUUUAACUACUUGGAUAUUUCUUUAUAUGCAGUUAGAGGUUGAGAGGGAUGAAGAAAAAAAAGACGUACGAUCUGCUUCGAAAAUGUGGAUUAAUUUCUUUAGAUCUUUCUAUAAAUUGUGCUUUUACUGUGGAAUAUUAAGAAAAAAAACAAACCAAAUGCAAUUUGGUGGGACUCAACUCAUAGUUACUGCUCUUGUGUUUAACAAUGUGUUGUAUCAUUAUGUGGGAAAUAACAUGAGUAAAUCCAGCUGUCAAACGAUUAGAAGUACAAUAUUAAACCCUGGAAUAUUGUGUAGAA